UGGACCAAGAUGGCGGCGCUUGGGACAUUCCGGUAGCGCGUGGGAGGCGAAGGAAGGCAGGCAGGCAGGCAGGCGCGUGGAGGCAUGGCGUCGGCGGCGGGGAGGACGGUGCUGGUGCGUGGGCUGCCGGCUUCGGCGAAGGGCCCGGACCUGGAGCGGGAGUUCGGCCGCGUGGGGCCUGUGCGCAGGGCCGUGGCCGUCACCAAGCCCGGCAGUGAAGCCUGUCGUGGCUUUGGAUUUGUCACGUUCUCCUUGCCAGAAGAUGCCCAGAGAGCCAUCCAGGAGGUCACCUCUUUUGGGAACCGCAAGAUCAGCGCAACGAUUGCCAAUCCAAAACCCAGGCAGAAAGGGAAGAAGAAAGCCGAGGCUUCUGAAGGUUCCCAGGAAGCGCAGAAGCCGCCAAAGAAGAAAGGAGCGUCAAAGAAGGCCAGGCUGAUCAUUCGCAACCUGAGUUUCAAGUGCACAGAAGAAGACCUGAAGGGUGUCUUUUCUCCAUUUGGGACUGUGCUGGAAGUCACCCUCCCCAGGAAACCAGAUGGAAAGAUGCGUGGCUUUGCCUUUGUGCAGUUCAAAAAUAUCCUGGAAGCAGGGAAGGCCCUGAAGGGGAUGAACAUGAAGGAGAUCAAGGAGCGUCCGGUGGCCGUAGACUGGGCUGUGGCCCGAGAGAAGUACCAGGCCAUGCAAGCGGCAGCCUCUCCAGCCGGUAAGUACCAUCUGCUUCUGUACUUUGAGAAACCAGUCCCACCAGCGGAGAGCGAGGAGGAGGAAGAAGAGGAAGAAGAGGAGGAAGUGCCCCACAAGGCCAAGCACUCUGAGGAAUCGGAGCCUGAGAGCUUUGGGGAAGGAGGACGACCUCCGGAUCGAGAUGCAGAAGCCCCUUCAAAGCCCAAGAAGGGCCGGAAGAAGCUCCCUUCGGACGUCAACGAAGGGAAGACAGUCUUCAUCAGGAACCUCUCCUUCGACACAGAAGAGGAGGAGCUGGGGGAGCUGCUGGAGCCCUUUGGGGACCUCAAGUACGUGCGGAUCGUGAUGCACCCCGACACCGAGCACUCCAAAGGUUGUGCCUUUGCCCAGUUCCUGACCCAGGAAGGCGCCCAGAAAUGCCUCCAAAAGGCCCAGGACGAGAGCGAGGGCGGGGGUCUGCUCCUGGGGGGCCGCCGCCUGAGGGUGGACCUGGCCGUCAGCCGAGAGGAAGCCCAGCAGCUGCGCAGCAAGAAGGAGAAGAAGCCCACCGGCACCAGGAACCUCUACCUGGCCAGAGAAGGCCUGAUCCGUGCUGGAACCAAAGCCGCCGAGGGACUGAGCGAAGCCGACUUGGCCAAGCGGGCGCGGUUUGAGGAGUUGAAGCGGCAGAAGCUGAAGGACCAGAACAUCUUUGUGUCCCAGACGAGGCUCUGCGUCCACAACCUGCCCAAGAGCGUCGACGACAGGCGCCUCCGGGCACUCAUGCUGCAGGCAGCGGGCGGCAAGGGACGCAGCAGCGGUGCCGGCGUCCGGAUCAAGGAGUGCCGGGUGAUGCGGGACCGGAAGGGCCAGGGCCAGUCGCUGGGCUACGCCUUUGUGGAGUUCCAGGAGCACGACCAGGCGCUGGCCGCCCUGCGCCACACCAACAACAACCCCCAGCUCUUUGGGGACCAGAAGCGCCCCAUUGUGGAGUUCUCCCUGGAGGAUCGCCGGAAGCUGAGGCUGAAGGAGCAGCGAGCACAACGCAGCCUGCAAAAGCUGAGGCAGAAGGAAGCCGCUCGGGGCCCCAUUGGGGCUCCUGAACCAGCGCCCACAAACAGCACGACUCCGGGGCCAAAGAAGUGGAAAAGGAAGCAGAAAGGAGCAGAACGGGCUCCUCAGGGCCCCAAGGGACCCCCUUUUGUCGCCACGGAGCAGAGGGGCCCAGCCACAAAGAGGCCCAGGGAGGAGACCUCUGUGGGGAAGCCCCCUCCUGCAAAAGGAGGCCCCGCCACGCCGUGGUCCGGGUUCCAGACAAGCGGAAUGGUGGAGCAGGUGGAGCUGCCGGACGGCAAGAAGCGGCGCAAGGUCCUGGCCCUGCCCUCCCACCGGGGCCCCAAAAUCAGGCAGCGCGAUAAGGGCAAAGUGAAGCUGCCCCCAGCAAAGAAGGUGACCGUCCCCACCCGGCCGCAGAGGCCGAGGGCGUCCCAGGAGGAGCCCAAACAGAUGCCCAAGAAGAAGCAGCGCCGGGCGAGAGGCAGCCAGGCCGAGGCCCGUUUUGAGCAGCUGGUGGAGCAGUACAAGCGCCGCAUCCUGGGCAGCGGACGGAGCGGUCUGCCGGCCAAGCGGGGCAAGUGGUUCGAGAGCUGAGCUGCCUUGGAAGAGAGGGAGGGAGGAAGGAAGGAAGGUGCCCAAAGAGAGGCCAAAGACCCUCCUUUCGUCCUCCUCCUCCUCCUCCUCCUCCGGACACUUGGACUAAUGGCAGGACUUGGGGGGAUCUGCAACCCAGAGCAGCUUCCUGGAAACCAGGGUGGCCUCUUGAUCCGCAACCUUCUCUCUGGAGGUCUUUGUGAUGGGCAGAGAAGCCAAGAGGGGCCUUGGGCCCAAAGAGAGAGGCCUCUUCCUCCGACUGGGACCUUGGCAGGGCGAGAGAUGCCCAGUCGACCCCUCCUUGGCACCAAGACUCCAAGUUCCUUGUGGACAAGGUCUCCAUCCUGGGCUUGGAUGGAGAAUGUCUGAGUCCCAUGCAGAGCAAAUGUCUCUCAGGGGCCGCUAAAGAGAUAUAAAUAUAUAUAUUUUUCACCAAUAAAGACUUCCAGAGGGUCUUUUUCCAGA
Anolis sagrei ordinatus is the source of this 2778-nucleotide messenger RNA. NCBI's taxonomy places the organism in Eukaryota, Metazoa, Chordata, Lepidosauria, Squamata, Anolidae. The record is from RefSeq and is a predicted model, not a curated record.